Molecule: messenger RNA, 858 nt
Organism: Lodderomyces margitis
Lineage: Eukaryota; Fungi; Ascomycota; Pichiomycetes; Serinales; Debaryomycetaceae
Exons: 1
Coding region: 1-858 (285 amino acids)
Source: RefSeq, a predicted model, not a curated record
AUGUUUAGACUAGGACAAUUGGGAAGGACAAUAGCCGCACCUAGGUUGAACCUAAGCCUAGGCUCAGUGAAGAGAAUACCAUUACAAGCUAGCUGCAGAAAUUAUGUCAUUGUCCACAAAGACUUGUCCAAAACCAAAAAGGAACCAAGAAUUAGAUACAUUGCGUACUUAGUGGCGGUAUCGUGGGUCGCUAUUUGGUUUGUUUCAGGCCAGGUGGACAAGAAAAAACCCAAGCAAUACAUGUCGGAACGUGAAUUUCAAGAGUACGAACAAAGCACGGGAAUAAAGAGAAGACACAAGUUAAUUACCUCCGAUUUGAAUUCAAAGUACAAAUUCUAUGUCAUUCCCUACAUCUAUUCCGAUGAAGAAUUGGAAAACAUUAGAUCCAGUUUGAAGAAGGCCGAUCCAUCAAGGAAAAUUGUCGUCCUUGAUCCUUCAAAGUUGGUUGCCGAAGAAAAGGCUGACGAAACUAAGCGAUACUCUGCAUUGAUUAAUGAUUUAGAUGCUGCUCACAAACCUUAUCCGCCAGGGUUGAUCACAGCUAUCUUGAAAAACCACAUUCAGUUUUUGAUGAAUACCAGGGAAGGUACUUUUGACACCAAUUAUCUUAUCAAAAAUUAUCCUCAGACUACAAGUGAAGCUAUUAAAUUUGAAAAUGAUGUGUCUGAUAUUAGCAAGUGUUUGAUUUUACACUACGACGUCUUGAACGAGUUGCCCAAGCAGAAAAAUGACAACGAAGUGAGAAGCAUCAAAAAUGUUGAAGGAUACUUCGAUUCAGUGGGCAAGUCAAAAUCAUUGGUUUCCAAGUUUGACCAAAUGGAUAAAAAGUUUGAGGAGAUCAUGUUAGAAGACUAUUGA